GCUGAGAGUGAGUGCCGUAUCUCUGGCUCAAUGGCGAGUGAAGUUGUCGUUAUCAAUGGCUCUCCGAAUGGCUCUUCCGCAUCCGCAUCACCUGAAAUGGACCAAUCUGGUCUACGAAAGCAUAUUAUGAUCUGCCCUACUUGUCGAUGUAACUGUAAGGACGGAAAACACCUAUUUUCAUUCUCAAACCAUGCUCGUGAAAAAAUUCAAUGUUCAGUUUCAAAUGAGUGGCAAGGAAAGGGUUCAGGCUCUACCAGUGCUAGCAUGCUCGGAGCAGAAUUGCCUACUCCCCUCGCUAAACGUCAUUGUGAGCAUCCAAAAAGAUCUACGAAUCACAUCAUGAACGGAAAUUCUCAGUUUAUCACAGAAUCAAACAACAAUACCGGUGAGGUACUGAAGGUGAUGGUCACCGGAGGUGCGGGCUACCUAGGAACUACCAUUGUACCUAUGCUUCUAGCUCGUGGCCAUGAAGUCAAGAUCUAUGAUCGUCUUAGCUGGGGUGUCCAGUCUAUCCUACCUAUUGUAGGGUCACCUAAGCUCACAGUGGUGCGUGGAGACAUCCGAGACAAUGACAAACUGGCCAGGGAGAUGGAAGACUGCAACGUUGUCAUCCAUCUAGCUGCCAUUGUUGGGUACCCAGCCUGCGAGAAGGACCCUGAUGAAGCCAAGGAAGUUAAUGAAGAUGGUACAGCCAACAUCAUCAAGAACCUCAGACGGGACCAACAGCUUAUUUACGCAUCCACAGGCUCCUGCUAUGGAGCGGUUGAUGGCACUUGCACUGAAGAAACGCCCAUCAGUCCUUUAACCCUCUAUGGAAGCACCAAGGCCAAAGGAGAAGAGCUGACCAGAUCUGUUGGUGGUGUUGGACUUCGGCUGGCUACUGUAUUUGGCAUAUCUCCAAGGUUACGUCUUGACCUCCUGAUCAACGACUUGACCCACAAGGCUGUAACCUUGAAGCACUUUGACCUCUACCAGGGUAGCUUCCGAAGGACCUUCCUGCAUGUCAGGGAUGCUGCUAGGGCAUUCCUUAUUGCCAUGGACAACUAUAAAACCAUGAGUGGCCAGGCGUACAACGUUGGCCAUGAAUCCAUGAACAUGACCAAGAGGGAUGUGGCUGAUACCAUUCAAGAUCUUGUCCCAGAGUGCAAGAUCACCACUUCCAACAACGGAGAGGACAAAGACAAGAGGGACUAUGAGGUAUCCUAUGCAAAACUGCGCAAGCUUGGCUUCAAACCCACUAUCACCGUGAAAGACGGUAUCAAGGAACUGCUCAAAGUGGUUCCCCACAUGACCGAGAAUGAAGUCCGGAUUGCACGUAAUGUUUAAGGAUCAUGUGUGUGAAAAUGUAGUGGAUGUUAGGCUGUAUACGAAAAGCAGAAUUUAUGACUUGUGACCUUAAGAUCAGUAGAUAUCAACAGUCAAUACUUUGUGAUAACAUGCAU
Molecule: messenger RNA, 1442 nt
Organism: Lytechinus variegatus (green sea urchin)
Lineage: Eukaryota; Metazoa; Echinodermata; Echinoidea; Temnopleuroida; Toxopneustidae
Product: UDP-glucose 4-epimerase-like
Exons: 2
Coding region: 31-1326 (431 amino acids)
Source: RefSeq, a predicted model, not a curated record